Messenger RNA from Staurois parvus, 386 nucleotides. NCBI's taxonomy places the organism in Eukaryota, Metazoa, Chordata, Amphibia, Anura, Ranidae. The record is from the annotation of a GenBank genome assembly.
CUCCCAAAACGUGCCCCCAGUGGCGAGCAUCUGGCACUGUCAGUGAUCACCGAGCAAAUACAGUUGCUGGUUAUCGGCAGCACUUUCCCCACGCUGUCACAGGCAUCUGCACUGAUCAUCAGCAGUGCUGCCCAGCAGUGCCACCCACUAGUGCUCAGCAGUGACACCCAUCAGUGCCCAGCAGUGACAUCUAGCAGUGCUGCCCAGUAGUUUCGCCCAUCAGUGCCCAGCACUGCUACUCAUCAGUGCCACCAAUCAGUGUCAUCAGUCAGUGCCACCAGUCAGUGCUGCCCAUCAGUGUUGCCAUCAGUGCCGCCUAUCAGUGCCCAUCAUUGCUGCAUAUCAGUACAGCAUUAUCAGUGCCUCCUCAUCAUUGUCCACCAAUG